Coniosporium apollinis CBS 100218 is the source of this 777-nucleotide messenger RNA. RefSeq lists its product as uncharacterized. The transcript has a single exon. Bases 1 to 777 code for a protein of 258 amino acids. The record is from RefSeq and is a predicted model, not a curated record. NCBI's taxonomy places the organism in Eukaryota, Fungi, Ascomycota, Dothideomycetes.
AUGACAACACUCUACACCACCCAACCACCACCCCCUCCACCCACCUAUCCAGACCCCUACGCUCAACCCGCCGCCUACGCACCCCCACAGCCCUACCAACCAAACCAACAAUACCGCCAACCUCCCUACGCCCCACAGCGACAACCAGCGCAACCAACACCUCUGCAACAAUCAAUCCUCCAAUCCGCCGACCCCUACGCACCUCAACCUCCCUACUCGCAAGCGAACCACGCGUCCCUCGCUCCCGGCGACCCCUACGCACCCCAGCAACCCCAGCAACCAGCACUACACCCCACGUUCAAUCCUGUCGACCCCUUCGCCGCCAGUUACAGCGCUCCCCGGCGCUCCUCAGACUUCAACUCCGCAGCGGCAGCGUAUGGUGAUCCGCGGCGCUCAUUCGACGCCGCGGCCGCGGCCUACGACGCCCGGCGCCGCUCCUCAGAGACGCGGCGCCACCGACAGUCACGGCACUCACUCGACGUCCCGGCCAUGGAGUUCACGCCGCUCGACUCAGACAGCAGCGGUGACGGCAGUAACUACGGCCACGGUCACGGUCGUAGCCGCAGCCAGAGCUACGGACGUCGGCACCCGCAAUCGGCGGCGCAGCAACCUAGGCGAUCGCACCACUCGGAACAUCGGCCGCAUAGGCACAGUAAGGAGUAUGGGGACGGGUCGGGGGCGGGGGAGGGCGAUGAGAGGGCGGAGCGGAGGCCUACGUUGGGGGAUACGAUAUUUGCGAUUUGGGACAAGGUGAGUGGGCAGGGGAAGGGUAGGUAG